Molecule: messenger RNA, 3503 nt
Organism: Sceloporus undulatus (fence lizard)
Lineage: Eukaryota; Metazoa; Chordata; Lepidosauria; Squamata; Phrynosomatidae
Gene: GNB1L
Product: G protein subunit beta 1 like
Exons: 12
Coding region: 1028-2050 (340 amino acids)
Molecular function (GO): protein binding
Source: RefSeq, a predicted model, not a curated record
CGCUCCUCGCGCUGACCUGGCCGUUGCCUGGAGGAAAGCGGCGGCGGCGCAGGCAUGGCCUGUCGAUCCCCGUUCGCUCGAACCCUUCUGCUGAGGCGGGAAGGGAGGCAAGUCUGAGGCGCCUUUUCCCUUCCUGUCCCUAAACCUAGUGGCUCCCUUGUCUUUCCCAGCUGCCGAGCAGAUGGCGCAUGUCUUUCCUUGUGUUUUCCUAUGAGAGGGAGAGAAAGGAAAAGGCCUCUUCUGGGGUAGUGUCUGCUGCCUACAUCUUUUGGAGGACUCUGUGGCCUUUUGAGGUGGCACUACAGAUGAAGGAAAAAGAGACAGUAAUGUGGGCUGUGCCCUGACCAAGUGGAGGACAAAUGAGACAGUCCAGAAAGAUGACAUUCUGGUACCUGGAUGUGUUCAUUGUGCAGAUGAAACAGAACUGGCACAAUCUGCUCUCACAGGCCAAUGCUGGCUACGAUUAUGGCUGCACCGAUUUGUAACUCUCCAGGAUAUUUUGCUACCUGAGAGUGAAGAAGAAGAAGGCCUCCCCUUCCAUUUUAUGUACAUUAGCUGACUGGACUGGCAAUUGAAUCUUUCUCCAGUCUUGAUGAUGGGACAGCAUCAUUCACUACAACAGACUGAUGUAAAGGGCACAGGGCAGCUUGCUGCCACCUAACAACAUCUGCACCCUGAGACAACCACCUGAGUUUGCAUUCAUGCACUGUUUGUUGUCCUCUUUGGAAAGUGAAGUUGCCUAAGAACUUUGUGGCUCGUCUUUCGUAGUUUGCAUUUCUGAAAUAGUUGAAAAACUACUCAGGUAACCCUACCAUCUCACUAUUUGCUUGUACAGUACUAGAAUUCAUCUUGUGGAAAAUACAUCCCAAGGCACCUACUGAAUCACAGCAGGAAUAAAAGUUUUAACAUUACUUAGCUCAGUACAGUAGUCUUCUCCAUUGGGGGCCAGCCUGGUGUGCUGGUUUAAGUGUUGGACUAGGACACUGGGAGAUCAGAUUUUAAAUCUCAGCCCAGUUAUGGAAACCCUAUGGAUGACCUUAGGGGUUUCUGGUAUAUUACUGCCAUUAUGACGCUCCCUUCUCCAGAUCCAGAAUACGUUCUGCGAGGAGCAAAUGAUGCAGUUAACACCCUGUGCUUUUCUUGUUCAGAUCCAGAACAUCCCCUUCUUUUCUCUGGCUCUUCUAAUGGACUGAUCCAUCUCUGGAAUCUGAAGACACACAGAGUGGACAGAACACUAGAGGGACACAGUAAAAAAUCAGUUCACUGGGUGAAAACUUUACCCAACAGAAGAAAUGCACUUCUUAGCCAGGGCCGUGACCAAAAAAUCUGCCUGUGGGAAUUAGCUGAAGGAAGAGACACUGUUGUGGACUCUAUUUCUACGGAGAAUGUUGGAUUCUGCAAAUGUUCACUCCUGGAGGUGGCAGAGAAACGGUGGCUACUGGCCACACCAUGGAAAGGCCUAGAAGAGGUUCGGGUAUUGGAGCUGCCAUCCAAGACUUCAGUCUAUACCUUGAAGCCAGAGGCAGGUGCCAAACUGGGCAUGCCCAUGUGUCUGAAGAUGUGGCAGCCCAGCCUUGGUUCCUCUCCUUUCCUUCUGGCCGGCUACGAGGAUGGAUCAGUGGUUCUGUGGAAUUUGUCAAUGGGGAAAAUGCUGAGUCGACUGGCAUGUCAUCAGGAGCCAAUCAUGGGCCUUGACUUUGACUCGGAAAAGGCCAAGGGGGCCUCUGGCUCGUCUGAGAAGAUGCUUUGCGUCUGGAGGCACAGUGAGCAGCAGAACCUGGAGCUCCAGCAAGUGUACCAUCUCACCAAUCCUGGGAUCGCCGAGGUGACCCUCCGCCAGGACCAGAAGAUUUUGGCAACGGCUGGCUGGGAUCAUCGAAUCAGGCUCUUUGGCUGGAAGAAGCUGAAGCCUUUAGCCAUCCUGGACUACCACACGGCAGCCGUCCAUUGUGUGGCCUUCUCCGACCACAGCCAGCCCAGUGAGAGACUGAUGGCAGCUGGUUCCAAAGACCAUCGGAUCAGUGUUUGGUCAAUAUAUAAUCAAACAUGAAUGGGGCUGACCAGAGUUUGCAAUUUAAAGCAGAAACCCAAGUGAGGCCAUGAAGAGAGGGAAGCAUUGGCUCUCAUGUAGGUGCUUGUGACAUCUUGAUAUUUGUGAAUUGGACAGCAAGUAUUAGCAAGUCUAACUCUAAAGUUCAGUACCAGUGCUAAGUUUCAGAAGCCUUCAGUCUCUGUCUGCCUUCCUUCUCUGGUCCCUGCUUGCCUACCUUCUCUUCUCUGCCACUCAAAGGGAAAUGUGGCCACCUGGGCUGUUUUUGUGGCUCCCAGGCCCAAAAUGCACUCUAGGGGUUGUGGGGGUAUUGUUGCCAAAUUUCCCUACUACUUGGGCAAUUUUAAGGCCAGGAAAGGCCUUUUAAAAAAACCAAAGGAAGUGAACAGAGAGUGAUUUCUAGGCCUCUCUUGGGGGUGUUUAGGGGGGCACUUUUUAUGGGUGUCGCUGCCCUCCAAGGUCUCCUAAUGCUGCCCUUUAGCUUCCUACAAAUGUGCAGUCACUCCACAUUCAUUGCUUUCACCCAGGUCCUGUGUCCACAUCCCCAAUGAAUGUGGAGGGACUGCUGCAUUUCCAGGGGGCUGGAGGAGCUACUGUUGGAAGGAGGGCUGGGAGGUCUCCUUCCACCAAGCCCACUUAGACAUGCCCAGCUCUGAAUCUACCCCCCACCCACCCACCCACUCUACAAAUGCAAAACAUCCUUUUGCAACACUUAACCCUGCUGGGGAAAGAGCGUUUUCUUUUUUCUUCUGUGUUCCUCCUUAGCUGUCUUCUUAGGACUGUCUUUAAUUUGUUCACACUCCUGUCAGGUUUGAGACUUAAAUCAGCAGCCAAGAAUGUGGUAGGGGAUGGCCUCUGGCGUUUGUGAAUUUUGCUGUCUCUUGUCACCUUGAGCUUUGCAAUUAAUCAGGAGAAAGGGUGGCUGGGUGGGAAAAGAAGCUUUUGCUAGGGCUACAGGCACUGCUUGCAAAAGCCCUGUUUUGAGAGCCACUCUUAGAAAGCCUGACCACUGUGGGUUAGAACUCAGCGAUCCAAUUACUCCUUUCCCCUUGGAGACUUCAGAGUUCAUGGUGUGCGUGUGUGGGGUGUGAACUGGGCAAGCUGGGGACAUUGUUUUCUUCAGCAUCCCUGGCAACAAGAAGAAAAGAUUCUUGUCCAAAUUGCAGCAGUAAAACAACGGCUUUUUGUUUUUGUUGUUUGCUCAGUUAAAGCAAAAUUAAAUUUUGCAUACAUUUGUAUGCUCUCCAAAGCUCAAGAUCCAUCCCAUGGUGUGUUUGUGGCAGGGGACAAACAGCAAAAGGGCACAUUUUGAGAUGACAAUGUAAUACACACUCAAAAACAGCAUUCAUUCUCAGAAGGAAACGUCUGAUUUUUUUGAGGGAGAGUGGCUUUUCUUUUUGUCUCUUAUUACAGGAUACAGUCUCAAGGUAAUAAUAAAGAAGUAUACCCAUAA